Messenger RNA from Tilletiaria anomala UBC 951, 1507 nucleotides. RefSeq lists its product as uncharacterized. The transcript is spliced from 2 exons. NCBI's taxonomy places the organism in Eukaryota, Fungi, Basidiomycota, Exobasidiomycetes, Georgefischeriales, Tilletiariaceae. Bases 244 to 1236 code for a protein of 330 amino acids. The record is from RefSeq and is a predicted model, not a curated record.
GCCUCCCGUCAUCGAGUAAACUUUGUCCUCCGCCUUUCCCUCGUCUUUCCCUUCCCUCUAUUCCCCUUCCAUCUAUCUCUCUUCCUUGAGAAAUCAAAAGGCGCUGGUCGUCUUUCUUGCGAACACUCUUCACUACUUUAACUCGGCCUCUGCAUCCAAAGGAGAAGAAUAUUAGAAAGUAGCUGGUCUACUUGUGUCAAAACCAUUGCCUCUCUCACACAAGUACACACUCUGCAAGGGAAAAUGGCGAGACAACCCUGCUGCUGCAUCCCCAACAGGGGCGCGGUGGCCUCCCUGUCGCUGAUCGCGAUCAUCAUUGCCACCCUCUUCCUCGCCGGCACAUUUGUUAUCAUCUCAACUAACGCGAUGAACACGCCGCUUGUGAUUCCUGCCGUGAUCUUUGGAUUCACCAAUCUGCUCCUCUUCGUCGCAUCCUGGGUCGGCUUCUUUGGCGCCAUUCUGCGCAAGCGCAGGGCGGUCGCCUUCUACGCCGUUGUCCUCACCAUCCUCUGGGUCUGCACUUUUAUCAUCGGCCUUUGGAACGUUGUCGUUGUCUUCAAGAACAGAGGAAUGGUCAUCGACAGCUGCGUUGCCAAGUCGUACGCCCAGGCGCAUGGUGGGCCGUUCGACUCUAAGACGUCGAAGGACGAUUGCACGCAUGCGCAUAACAUCCUCGCCUCUGUCAUCGUCAGUGUCUGGGUCGUCUACCAGCUGCUGGACCUCUGGUUCAUCACGGUGGUCUAUGCGCUCCGCCGUGACCUGAUCGAGAAGGACAUGCAGGAGAAGCGCUUCCUCGAGCAGUCGUACGUCGUCAACUCAGGCGCUGCUGCGUACCGCCCCGGCUCAUCCUCGCGCACCAGCGAAGAGUCCAAGAUGUCCGCCCGCUCCGGCCAAGCUGUCUCAGUCCCCUACCGCCCAACCGGUGGCCGUCAGCCAAUGGGCCCUUACGUGAGUGCCGCGCACCCUGCCGGUGUCCCUGCUGCAUCUGCUGCCGACACAUCCGAAAAAAAGACGACUGACGCAAGGGACAUCGGCAGCGCGCCUGAUUCUAUCAGCACAACGAAAACGUCGGGCCAGGCGAAGCGCAUGUCCAUGGGCCGCACCAUCAAUAUCACCAUUGAGCAAGACACAGACUGGCAACACGAGCCGACACCCACAUCCCAUUACCAGGACGCGCCGCUUUCGGCGCAGCCUGGCAGCAUCUUCCAGAGCAGGUACGACCAGCGGUACGGUUGAGAGUACGAACAGCAUACAUGUCGAUUAGGAGGGAGCAAGCGAGCAGUCUCAUGCACGUCGUUAGCGAACAGACAAAUACACAAUCAAAACCGACCGGCUCUCCACUUUCUUUUGCAAACGCUCCUGUAGAUGGAAUGGAAAUCUCGGCAACGAGAAAAAGAAAGCUCAGUAUUGAAAGGAAGGCAAUAGAGCAAGGGGGUCGCGGAUGUAGACUAGUUUUUCCCCUCAUCGACGCAAAUAAACCCAGGGCCACAGUCCCCAUGUUUCUAAC